CCUCAAAUUAGUUGUAAACCUAAAAAAUGGAUGAUGCUGCAGAAUACCAGAAGCUCCGGCGAAACAUGAAGGGAGACCAAGGAUCGAGUGAAGGACAUCCAGGUUCAAAUGAUGGCAUCAGCAGUGUGAUCUACAGCGCGGAAGGAGAAGAGCUUACCAUAAAUUGUGAGGCGGAAUCGGAGUCAUCCGGCCAGCGAGAUCAGUGGAGCAGGGGAGUGGAAUUCCUCUUCUCCUGCAUCGCCCUAUCCGUUGGCCUUGGCAAUGUCUGGCGAUUUCCGUUCAUUGCUCUGGAGAAUGGCGGUGGCGCCUUUCUCAUACCCUACGUGAUUGUGCUCCUGCUGAUUGGCAGACCGGUUUACUAUCUGGAGGUCAUCAUUGGUCAGUUCUCGAGCCGUGGUUGCAUCAGGGCCUUCGAUAUGGCACCUAUAAUGAGGGGAAUUGCCUAUGGUCAGGUGUAUUCCACCGCCUUGGCCACCACCUACUACGCCUGCAUUAUGGCCUUGACCAUCAGGUAUUUGGUGGCCAGUUUCAGUGAGGUCCUGCCCUGGACAUAUUGCCUGGUGGAAUGGGGCAAAAGUUGCGUGGCCACGGGAGCCACAGCUGCCAAUGACUCAUCCAUUGUGCAGGGAGUUUCCUCCGCCGAGCUGUUUUUCACGCAAACGGUUCUGAGGGAGCCCGAAUCGCUGGACGAUAAUGGCCUGGGUACUCCCAGUUGGGAUCUGGUUUUGUGUCUCCUGGCCACUUGGGUGAUCAUCGGCACUAUUUUGUCAAAGGGCAUUCGCAGUUCUGGGAAAGCUUCCUAUUUCCUGGCCCUGUUUCCCUAUGUGAUCAUGGUCGUACUCCUCAUUCGGGCGGUCACUUUACCUGGUGCCUGGCAGGGAAUUGUGUACUUCCUGAAACCCCAGUGGUCACAGCUGCUCAAUCCGCACGUGUGGUACGCGGCCAUCACCCAGAUGUUCUUCUCGCUGGCCAUCUGCUUCGGAACGCUGGUCAUGUACGCCUCCUUCAAUGAUUUCAACAAGAAUGUGCUCAAAGAUGUGAUAAUAAUCACCACCAUAGAUUCUCUUACAUCCAUUCUGGCUGGUUGCAUCAUCUUUGGAAUUCUGGGCAACCUGGCCUUUGAGACCAAAACCAAGGAUAUUUCGCAGGUGGUCAAGGGUGGAGCUGGUCUAGCGUUCAUCUCCUAUCCCGAGGCCAUUGCCAAGUUCAAGUACCUGCCCCAACUGUUCGCCGUGCUGUUCUUCUUCAUGCUCCUGGUCCUGGGCAUAGGAUCGAAUAUUGGAAUGGCCUCGGCGGUGGUGAAUGUGGUGAAGGAUCGAUUCACCCAUUUGCCGCACUGGCUGCUGGCCGUGGGUGCUUCGAUAAUUGGAUUCCUAUGUGGUCUGGUGUACAUGACUCCGGGCGGACAGUUCGUACUGAAUCUCGUCGACUUUUAUGGCUGCACUUUUAUAGCCCUGGUCUUGGCCAUUGCAGAGCUGUUGGCAGUGGGCUGGAUUUACGGCGUGAAGCGCAUCUGCAGCGACAUUGAGUUCAUGCUGAAUCUGAAGACCAGCUUCUACUGGCGCAUCUGCUGGGCCAUUGUGGCACCUGGUCUGAUGUUCCUGGUCCUCGUCUACAUGCUCUUCAGCUACGAACCUCUGUCGUACAGGGGGGUUCAGUAUCCUCCGGUCUACUAUAUGGCUGGCUGGAUUAUCUGGGGACUGGGUGUGCUGCAGCUGCCCUUCUGGGCUUUGGUCACGAUUUACCAGCAGCCAGGAAAGACUUUUGGCAGUAAAUUUCGAAUGGCCAUGCAACCCACUGCCAAUUGGGGUCCAUUGCAGACGCAGAAGUUCGAGGCCUACAUACUCCAUCGAAAACGCGAGGCGGACUUUAAGAGUCCACGUGGCGGAUACUUGUUCGACAAUAUCUUUGGUUAAAGAUUAUACUCACUCUAUUGUAUUUUAGAGUUACGCUUUAUUAUUAAUGCUAAACGCGCCAAACGUUUGUUUGCUUCAAGCUUGCAGCUUAAGAUGUGACAAAAAAUUACGAACAUUUGGUAAUUAAUAUAUUCUUAGGCUUUAGGCUUAGUAUAAGCAUUGAGAGUUAUCUGUUUUUAGGUUAUCUAAAUAAUUGGAUUUGUUUUCGAAAAAGAAAAGCCACAGACCAGUGAAUAUUCAAUGGUAGCUAAAUGAUAUUGUCUUUGACUGGGUGAAAUUAUGUUCUAUGGCUGGGAUUAUCCCUAUUCAUUGGUUUUUCAUUUUAUUUUCUUUGCAUUGGCGGCUCUGCUCUGCUUUAGUUUAAUUAUCACAGCACUUUUUGAUUCUGUUGUUAUUGUGCAAAAUUAUAUAGUUCUCAAAUAUG
This is a messenger RNA of Drosophila sechellia, 2340 nucleotides long. Its product is annotated as sodium-dependent nutrient amino acid transporter 1. Gene Ontology annotation, biological process: amino acid import across plasma membrane; nitrogen compound transport; sodium ion transmembrane transport. NCBI's taxonomy places the organism in Eukaryota, Metazoa, Arthropoda, Insecta, Diptera, Drosophilidae. Gene Ontology annotation, molecular function: L-amino acid transmembrane transporter activity; amino acid:sodium symporter activity. The transcript has 6 exons. The record is from RefSeq and is a predicted model, not a curated record. Gene Ontology annotation, cellular component: plasma membrane. Bases 27 to 1916 code for a protein of 629 amino acids.